AUGAAGACCUUCACCAUCGCUACCAUCGUCGCUCUGGCCUCCGUUGGCGCCGCUCAGCUUGACAACAUCCCGUCUUGCGCUCUCAACUGCUUCGUCGGUCCCCUCACCAGCGACGGCUGCUCCUCUCUCACCGACUUCGCCUGCCACUGCAAGAAGGGUGCUCAGCUCCUCUCCCAGGUCCAGCCCUGUGUUCAGGGUGCCUGCGGUCCUUCCGACCAGGCCGCCGCCAUCGCCGCUGUUGAGUCCACCUGCUCUGCCGCUGGUGCUCCCAUCAGCAUCCCUGAUGCCAGCGCUCCCGCUGCCAGCUCUGCUGUAGCCUCCGCUACAUCUGCUGCUGCCUCAGCCGCCUCUUCCAUGGCUUCCUCCAUGGCCUCCGAGGCAUCCUCCGUCCUCUCCGAGGCCUCUUCCGCUGUCGCAUCGGCUGCCUCCUCCAUGUCAUCCGAGAUGUCCAUGUCCGAGUCCAUGUCCAUGACCGCCACCCCUACCGCCACCGGCAGCAUGAGCAUGACCCCCUCUGCCUCCAUGUCUGAGUUCACCGGUGGUGCUGCUCAGGCUACCCAGGCUGUCGGUAUCCUCGGUGCCGCUGCCCUUGCCAUGUUCGCUUUGUAG
Alternaria postmessia is the source of this 609-nucleotide messenger RNA. RefSeq lists its product as uncharacterized. The record is from RefSeq and is a predicted model, not a curated record. The transcript has 2 exons. Lineage: Eukaryota; Fungi; Ascomycota; Dothideomycetes; Pleosporales; Pleosporaceae. Bases 1 to 609 code for a protein of 202 amino acids.